AUGUCUCCACAACCUCUCAGCAUCAUCGGCGCAGGCCUAGGAGGUGUCACGCUCGGAAAAGCUCUUCUGGAGAGAGGCAUUCCGGUUGUGCUGUAUGAUCGUGCGAGUUCAGCAUCUCGACAUGGCUACGGAAUUAGUCUGCACGCGUCUACCUACAAGCCAUUGUUGAACAUGCUCAAGAUGGACGAGCAAACGUUCAGAAAGAGUGUGGCUGUCGAUGCUGCAGUGGGUGGAAAUGGCGCUAUCGAUCCUAAGAAGUUGAUUUGUCCACGCGACGUGACUUCUUCAUCAUUCCGUGCCCAUCGCGAGAGGCUGGAAAAGCUGAUACGUCAGGGACUGGAUAUCAAGUGGGAGUCUGGACUGGAGAAGCUGGAGCAGACGCCGAACGGCACAACUCUGUACUUGCAAAAUGGCAACAGCAUCGAGGGUCAGAUAUGCGUUGUUGGCGCAGAUGGCGUCCAUUCAACUACAAGAAAAUCUAUCUUGAGAGAGGCUGGUCUCGAAGUUCUACCCUUCGUCACCUUCAACGGAAAGAGGAAAGUGAGCAGGAUUACUUUCGAUGACAUUUACGCCCCGAUCUUGAGAGAAUCCAACGUCAUUGAGAUUCACAACAAAGGCGCCUUGUUGCAGGUCUCUGUCAACGACAUCACAGCUGAGCAAGCCAGUGUCAGUUGGAUAUAUUCACGUCCAGCCAAGGGUUCCAGUGACCGCUGCUUCAAACCAAAUCGAACAUUAUCGGAUGCCUCUGAAAUUCCCAAGGAGUUCUAUGAGGAAGUUACUGCUCUCAAAGACCUUCCUCAACCAUUCUCUGAAAUUUUCGACGAGCAGAAGAUGCAGCAUGACCGAACUCUGACCUGGUUGAUGCGAGCGUCAAAGGUCGACCUCCCUCAACUAUAUCAACUCGCGUCCAAUGGUAUCUUCCUUAUGGGUGACUCUGCUCACUCACAGGCAAUUCUUGGCGGUGAGGGCGCGAACAUUGCAAUAUCUGACGGGUUGACGCUUGCCGAAGCAAUUGCUGCGCAGAACGGCGAGACCAUUACUUCAUGGUACAGCAAACGUUUUCCGGCCUGGCAGCAGAGUCUGGAGACGAGCAAGACGACGAUCGAGGAGAUGCACGGAGAACAGGCUCCCAAAUCAAAAGUCUAG
Molecule: messenger RNA, 1146 nt
Organism: Aureobasidium namibiae CBS 147.97
Lineage: Eukaryota; Fungi; Ascomycota; Dothideomycetes; Dothideales; Saccotheciaceae
Product: FAD/NAD(P)-binding domain-containing protein
Exons: 1
Coding region: 1-1146 (381 amino acids)
Molecular function (GO): FAD binding
Source: RefSeq, a predicted model, not a curated record